AUGGAGACCAAAGAUGAAGUUUUAACACCGGGCCAGCGGAUAAGGCCUCCCGGUAGCGAUCAAAUAGUUUCCGACCUAUUGAAGAAACUAUACGGCCUAAAGGUAAUAGAAGUAACCGAGUUGAAUGCGUACGACGACAGAAACUACCACGUAAUUUGCAAGGACCUACACGAAAAUCCACACACUCGUAAGGGUCAUGUAAUAGACGCACAGAACGAAAUGUUGAUCUUCCUGAAUCAACGAGGCAUCAAAUGUCCCCUACCCGUGAGGAACAUCAGUGGAGCGUAUUACUCAUUAGAGAAGUGGACCGUGGACGGCUCUACAGAGAGUUAUGCCGUUAGGCUCCUAGUCUACCGUCCCGGUGAGCUGUUGCACCGUGUGCCGAUUACCGGUGAAUUGUUUCGAAACGUGGGAAAAUUCACAGGCAAACUAGACAACAUCCUGAUGGGUUUCUCCCAUCCCGCGUACGACGAUCAUAAGACUUUAUGGAUGUUGAUUUCGGUGCCUAAGUUGCGUCAGUUUACCUACGCCGUAGAGAAUACGAUUGAAAGGGAGUUAGCGCAUCAGGUUAUCCUCGCUUUUGAGCGGGACGUGCUUCAGGUGACGUCACAGCUCGAACACGGCUUGAUCCACGGCGAUCUGAACGAGCAGAACAUCGUGAUGUGCCUGGACGGGAAGAGCAUAGCUGCGGUGAUCGAUUUCGGGGAUUGCCAUCGGACCUGCCUGAUCUUUGAGCUAGCCAUCGCUCUCUGUUACAUGAUUCUACAGGCUGGUGACCUUACUAUGGGAAAGUACGUCAUCGAAGGCUACCAGGACGUCAGAAAGCUGACGGAACUGGAGAAGAAGGUUCUGAAGAUUGCCGUUUGCGCGCGGUUAUGCCAGAGUCUGGUCAUGGGCGCUUAUUCCUACCUCAAUGACCCGCAGAAUGAGUAUCUGCUGAUUACACAGAAGUCUGGGUGGGCUAUGUUGAAGAAUCUUUGGCCAAUUAGCCAGGAGGAAGUGCUUCGGAAUUGGGGCCUGAUGGAUUGAAGAAGAGAAGCCUAUAGGAUGAGUAUCCAUGAAUAACUACUAGCUUUUUAAAAACCUUCGUGGAUGUAGACAUAAUCUUUUCAUACUGUUUGUACGUAGUUAGUAUGUUUAGAAUUUAACGCUGUCAAUUAUUAUCAGUACCUACUAUC
Dufourea novaeangliae is the source of this 1178-nucleotide messenger RNA. RefSeq names its product hydroxylysine kinase. The record is from RefSeq and is a predicted model, not a curated record. Gene Ontology annotation, molecular function: amino acid kinase activity. Lineage: Eukaryota; Metazoa; Arthropoda; Insecta; Hymenoptera; Halictidae.